Molecule: messenger RNA, 1146 nt
Organism: Castor canadensis (American beaver)
Lineage: Eukaryota; Metazoa; Chordata; Mammalia; Rodentia; Castoridae
Source: RefSeq, a predicted model, not a curated record
CACCAGAUGGAGACCCAGACUGUGCAGCGGGAGCUGGAAACUCUUCCAACCACCAAGAUGGCUCAGACCAACCCUAUGCCAGGGUCUUUGGGACCAUGGAAGAUAACGAUCUAUGACCAGGAGAACUUCCAGGGCAAGAGGAUGGAGUUCACCAGCUCCUGCCCAAAUGUCUCCGAGCGCAGUUUUGAUAAUGUCCGGUCCCUCAAGGUGGAAUGUGGCGCAAUCAUAAGGAGUCUAAGAUUACCAUCUUUGAGAAAGAGAACUUUAUUGGACGCCAAUGGGAAAUCUGUGAUGACUAUUCCUCCUUGCAAGCCAUGGGCUGGUUCAGUAAUGAAGUUGGUUCCAUGAAGAUACAAUGUGGGGCCUGGGUCUGCUACCAGUAUCCUGGAUAUCGUGGUUAUCAGUAUAUCUUGGAAUGUGACCAUCAUGGAGGAGACUAUAAACAUUGGAGAGAGUGGGGUUCUCACGCCCAGACUUCGCAGAUCCAAUCAAUUCGCCGUAUCCAACAGUAGUGGAUUAAAAGCUCCAAGAGAAUUCUUCAAACAUGAGACCUUGCUAAGCACUCUAGAGUUUUAUGUUCUGCUCAGACACUGCUUCCAAUGUUAGCUGCUGAAAUCCACAAUAAAUGUCAUUUAAAAAAACAAAAAUUUUGUAGACUGAAGUAACUACCAUGCUUUACACAAAUUUAAAUUUUUUUUUUUUUGAGACAGCCCUAUACAGUCCAGUCUGGCCUCAAACUCUUAAUCCUCUGGAGUGCCGGGCUCAAAAUUCUGCUUUGUGUCCUGGCAAGUCACUUACCAGACCAAGGACAAAUUAUUCUCCAUCUCAAAAAGCAAUAAAGCAUUUAAAACAAAUGUUAUCAGUUUCUAUAGUGCCUGUUUUUAUGCAGUUUCUCAUCAUCCACUACUGUUUGACUUUAGCAUUGGUAUUUCUCAAACUUGUGACAAAUACAUGCUGAACAAAUAGGAAGUUUCACAAAUGUGUGUUGUCAUGUAUUUCUACAAAAAAUUAUGAAUACAUGCAGACUCUUGAUUAAUAUUCUAGUUACUAAACUGCUUGGUUCAAUUUUGGUUUCUUAUUUUAAUUGGAAGAGCAUAAGGUUUCUUGUCCUCAGAAAAGCAAGACAGUUGCUCUCACAGCUUAAUU